CGUCUGCAGUCUGGUCGUUCACGAUGAACGGCACAUCGGAAGGCAUCCAAGAGCCAUUCGACCUCAUUCGGCUUUCUCUCAACGAACGUGUGUUUGUCAAGCUACGUGGUGACCGUGAGCUCAAUGGCGUCCUCCAUGCGUAUGAUGGCCAUAUGAAUCUCAUACUGAGCGACGUGGAAGAGACGAUCAUGCUUGUCGACAGCAAUGAGGCCGCGCCGCCGGCAGGUCGAAUAAAUGUGGCUAAACGGAAGAUGGAUAUGCUAUUCGUGCGUGGGGACGGUGUCAUCUUGGUCUCGCCGCCAUCGCGAACAUGAAUGAUUUAUCGCAGUUGUAUUCCUUCCGUAUCUGUCCUUUAUAGUGCAAUCUGUUAUCUCUUUCCAUCGCGGCCGAAAGCCAAGUCUGUAAACCCAAAGCGCACAAUCAGCCUCCGCGCCGCCUCGCCGGGAGCACGAAGCCGUGCAUGGGAAGUCCGUCGAGAUCAGCAGGCACCCCCUUCUCCUCCUAUGUAUACGUACAAGUCUCUCUUGCUUGUGAACUCGCCCCUCUCCAUUCGAAGCACUGAAGCACCGCCCAAGCCCGUUGUAUUAACUACUCAAAGGCAGAGAUGUUCGUUGCAUGUCUAUUUCCCGUA
Molecule: messenger RNA, 631 nt
Organism: Fomitiporia mediterranea MF3/22
Lineage: Eukaryota; Fungi; Basidiomycota; Agaricomycetes; Hymenochaetales; Hymenochaetaceae
Product: Sm-like ribonucleo protein
Exons: 4
Coding region: 24-314 (96 amino acids)
Biological process (GO): mRNA splicing, via spliceosome; P-body assembly
Cellular component (GO): Lsm1-7-Pat1 complex; P-body; U6 snRNP
Molecular function (GO): RNA binding
Source: RefSeq, a predicted model, not a curated record